This is a messenger RNA of Strongylus vulgaris, 11880 nucleotides long. Lineage: Eukaryota; Metazoa; Nematoda; Chromadorea; Rhabditida; Strongylidae. The record is from the annotation of a GenBank genome assembly.
UUGCAGGUGAAACCAGAGACUAAAACAGACAGUAAGUGCGUGCGGAAGUCAUCGCGACAGAGUAGUGUGCUCCUAAGACCCAGCAAAGUAAGAGUCAGAUGCGGUUUGCGAAAGUCAACCCGUGAAAAGAGCAUUCGCUCCUCUCGAUAUAGAAGGGUCAUGCCUGACAGUUCUUCUACAGAUGAUGAUUCGGCGAGUGCGGAUGAGAUCGAAAACAUGGAAAUGGAUCAGACAUCUGUCGACGAUAGUCAUGAGCCAACUCAUGGCCUGGAGAAGGAGCAUUCAACGGAUGAUUCUGCGUCUGAAUCGGAGCCUUCAAAAAGACCAUCGGUGAAACAGCUAAAUUCCAGUUCUGUAAAGAAGAAAAGGCGAGCAAGAUUUGUGUCGAAGAAGGCACGUCGACUGAAAGAAUUUCAAAAAAGGAUGGCUCGAAUGAGUAAAGCUGCGGAAAUAAGGCUUCAUGAGCCACUCACUCUUCAAUUAGAGACAAUGUUGCAGCUUUCUGAACUUUGUCCUGCUGAUGAUAUACGUACGUUACGGGACACUAAACCGAAUUUGGCUUUGUAUACGCACGAUUAUUCUGCAAAGCCAAAAGUUCGUCAGAGUGAUAUGGACAUGUUAGCAUACAAUGCCGCUAGAAACGACUUUGAAUGGGAGUGGUACAAUGAUGCGGAACAGCUUAUCAGCCGUCUUGUGGUUCAAGAGUCAUCAGAUAGGAUAGAAGAUCUUGAAAACGAUAUAAAGUUUGCUCGCCUCGAAAAGUACAAUCGAAUACUCAAAACGCGCAAAGCGUAUAGACGUGCUAUUGUAGAGCAUGACAAAAUUCCCGAAUUCUUCAGAUUCAUGAUGAACAUGACCAUGGAAAAGCGUAAGGCAAGUCAAAUCUUUGAACAGCGUUCACAACUGCAAAAGCUGUUGGUCCGUGCUCAACAGUGUUUAACCAAGAAAGAAAUUGAGGAUCUCAGGAACCACAUUGAAAAGACGAAUGAGCUUAUGGAUAGGAUCUCGAAGCUUCAAGAGCUCCAGCGUAGUGGGGUCACCACUUUAAAAGAGGCCGUACUUCCGAUGAUUGUACUGCUUUGGGCUCGUGCGCUUAUGGACUCCUUGCCGUCACUUCUUUUUCUCAACGCCAUCGUUGAAAUCUACUGCAGAUUCGCUAUUUCGUCAUCUUUAUUAAUUUUAAAAAAAGCUUUUCGGUGUUUUGCUAGACGUCAUGCACAGUUCCGAAAGAAAGCAGUACCGUGCUCAUUGGAGAGUGUCGUCACCGAAGAGCUUGUUGUGAUGGAUGAAGUCCUCAUUCAGGGUCCUGCAAAACAUUCGACAAUGAAAUUUAGGAAAAAGAAUCCUCGUAUACAGACAAGCUCUGUUCUCCAAUCUUUCAACUUGAAAGUUCGUACAUUUUGCAGUACUGGAGGUCCAGGGAGCACUCUGAGACAUAAUCAAUCGUCGGGUUCUUCAUCACAAUCCGUUUCUACGUAUCCGGUCAAUGUCGAUGCCGUGCUAGGCGCAAACACCGUCGAAGAUAUAGCAGAUACACAUCCAGAUUUUGCUCGUCUUCUACUUGACUGUUAUUCAGCCGGAUGCGAUUUGGAAGAGUACAAACGAGAGUUUCAGAGAUUGAAAAAUUUAAGAAUCAAACGACAAGGAGGUGUCAAUCAAACGCUUAGCUUCUCUCUCUUCCCUUCUGUUCCUUCAGACCUCCCUGGUCACUUGUUUGUAAGACUGAUGAAGUUUCACUCAGUCUACGAAGGUGCCUGUAGAAAGUAUCUAGCCGACGUAGUGAAUAGAAGAGCGGAGGCGUCUUCAGCUUAUCCUUACGAACUUUCAGUCAUUGGAGUGCAGGAUUUGAUUCAAGGUGGUGCUGUGGAUUAUGGUAAUAUGGCAAGUGGCUCUAUCUCUUACCCAAUACAAGAAUUUCAAUUCACGGAGCCAGGUUUGAGCCACGGACAAAUGUCUUCAGAGGUUACUUAUUCUCCAGCAGUUAACAGCGGACAUACACACAUGCGGCGAGUCUCCCAUUCAGCUACGCGCGCUAUGGGUAACCAACAUGGAUUAACAAUAGGUCUAGACGCUGAAGCUACAUAUAUGCAGCAAGACCCAGGGCUCAUUUUGCAAAGUGCCACACAGCAAGGUGGUGGGUCGUUGGAUAGGCCACUGGCUGCUACACCUUUACCAACUUGGUCUGUGCAGCAAACUUCCGUUAGUGCUGCUGAGCUGCGAUCUCGAAUGGCUACACCGCUGCCUCCGCUGGAAAUUCGUCAGUGCCCAGUUCUGCAGCCAAGCAUGAUCCAUUCUGACCCUCGUGUGGAAAGCAGAACUAUGCAGACUCCUGCGGAGCACCUACAAAGCAGAUUGGCCACGCCAGUUUCUCGCAUGGAAAAUAGACACAGUUAUAACGUGAUGUCGGAUCACAGCCAACAGUGCCAACAAAUGCGUUCCGCUUCAGCUAUGCAUAUUGCUUCAUGUGUAGAUAGUCGGAUGAUGUCUGCCACACCGUUAAUUGGAUCCGGCGAUUCUUCUAUUCAGAAUCAGAGUUCUCCAUUUGCCACUCCCACUAAAAAACCGCGAGCUCGUCGCAAGGUCACUGUAGCUUCUGGAACGAGCUCUUCUCAGUCGCAACCAGCAAUGACUUUACAAGGUCGUCAGAUGACAGCGACUCCCAUUCCUGGUUGGCAGCCCCAUCAGUCAACGAAAAACAACAGACAGAUGACAACAACUGGUCCUGAUCACCGUGAAAUGAUGAGUUCUACGCCUCUGCCUGGGUGGGGCUCUCAUCAAGUUGGCCCUGGUGGCUCACAGGUGGAACGCAGUCCUUUGGUGUCGUCGCAGCUUGUAACACCUGUACCCCAAUCGUGUGAAGUGAUGAAUCAAAGUUCAUACGAGCAGACUUCUCAGUUGUAUCCUCACUCCCGCGACAUGAUGACCCCUGCUCCGUUUGCGCAGCCAGAAAAUGUUGCAGUUCCAUAUCCACAGGGUCAAAAUAUGGCUACGGCCUCUGAAAUGUACUCACAGUCUGCUAUUCCAUCUUACCAAUGGUCGGAAACGAGUUCCAUGAGUGUUUAUCAACAAGGACAAUAUGUGCAGCAGCAACCAUAUAAUCAGCAAUCACAGUUCAGUCAGAUUAACACUAAUAAUCAACAAGUGGCCUUUAUCGGUUCUCAAUCGUCGCAGUACUCCAGGCACGCAGUUCAUCAGCAAUCUCAGUAUCCGCAAGGUUCUACCGAAGUUCAAAAAGUGUCUGCAUUUUCACAACCAUAUAGCUAUGUGCAGCAGUCUUAUUCAAUACCGUCCUACCAGCAGCAAUCACCGUUCUCUCAGGAUUCGUAUUCCCAUUCGAACUAUCCUCAGCGCUCGCCUUAUGCACAGCAGCAGCAACAACAAACGGAACAUCAAUCACAGCAGCAGCAGCAGCAAACACAGCCACAGUCGCAACAACAGCAGCAGAAUCAGACAAUCCAACAACAUCUCAAUCAACCCAUACAACAGCAGCCACAGGCAAUUCAGCGACAAGUCUACGAGAAUUCCGCGCAGUAUGGUGGCCCGUUCAUCCCAACCUAUACCACUCAAACUGCAUGUGAUAUGCAAAGUUCCCACCAUGCGUCAGGGGUUAUACAGACACACCAGAUCCCAAGCUGCGAGGUUACCCAGCAGCCACAGCAGCCUGCUUUUCCAGCGGCAAUGUUGGAUAUAAGUGGCUCGUCUACAGGUACUAUAGGUGAAAUAAUUCAAAAUCGGGAGGACAUUGUUCCAGGAGAGACAUUAGACGUUAGUCAUGGCGACAGCAGUUUUAAUAGUUUGACUGAGAAUUCGAUGGUGAAUCCUAUGCUGGAAGAUGAAAUAAGACCCUUUGGGAUCACACAAGUGCCUCCCCCGCCUCGAAACGAUUCUGAGGCUACUGUUCCAGCACGUACAUCACCUAACUCUUGCUCACCGGAAUUCAUUGGAGGAGACGAUGAGACAAAUUCACUUAUUCCCACUAUCUUCUAUUCCAGUAACCAGAAUGAUAUGUCCGAUUUGAGAAUACAAGAUUCUCCUCUGGAAAAGGGUUUAAACUGCCAGCAUUUUCGAUUUGAUAUCAUCUUGGCAAUGAAACAUCACAGAAUCGGCAAAGAGGAUUACGAGCGAACUUUGCAAGAGUUGGAUCAGAUGGAGAAAGAAAAUGUGCCUUUGGAUGCGUAUAGCCUAGGAACAGCAUCGACGAAUUCUCCCGUUGCCCAUUCCUUACUCAAGCCAAACAUUCUUCAGUCAGGAGAUGCAAACGAUCUUGGUUUUCUUCUUUCGGAUGAUGUUAUCGCCGAGUUUGAUUCGAUGUCUAAAGCAGCGAAGCAUAUGCUAAGUUCUGAUCCUUCCAAGGAAACGAAAGUCUCUGGAAUCACCUACAAACAGCAAUUAACACUCGGGGCGUCGCAACAGCGUGAUGAAAAUUUUCCUCACCCUUCACAAGCUGCGCAUGAAGCGUCGUCUUCUCAAACCCUAGUUACUCAGAAGAUAGUUGAAUCUCAUUCAUUAAAAGGAGAAGGUGUGCUUGGCUCCUCAGCAGCUCAAUCCUCAUUGUCCGUUGGCCAGCCCGCGUCUCCUGCUCGUCGAACGGCAGCCAGCGAGUUGAAGGUAGUUAAGAAGACCGAACCUGUUGACUCUUCUACCUUAAGGAUGCAUUCAUCUGGUGCAUCUUCUGGAACAGUGGAAAACAACAUGUCUUGUGAAAGACCCAUUGCACGGCAAUUUCUUUCGGAGAAAACUGAACAUAAAGAAGAAUCGAUAAUCGUUGGUGGCCCUGCAGUGCAUGCUCGACGGUCAGACAUCAUCGCCAAUGCAGAAUAUGAAGAUCUCUCUCCUGUUUCUCCUGUCGUGAUUAGUCCUGAACCAUUAUCAGAUGAGCCUGAAUGGUGGCGUAAAGAUGAAAAAGUACCUUUGCUGCUAAGUACAUCUACUACAACAACUUUAUCGGGCUCCGUUCCUACCACUUUUUCUUUGCAAGCGGUUGAGGAUCCAAGGCCUUCAACGAGGUGCGACGUUCAGACUUCUGACGACAUGAAACAGGCGUUUGGUAGAAUCAAAGAGCCAUUUGCAGCGCGAAGGUCUCGCUCUCCUGAGCAUGCUGACAUGAAGAAGCUACCGCAAAACCGGCAAGACAAACAUCUUUUUGGCUCAGAUUCUUCAUCGUAUGAGUCAGAUAAAGACGAUAUCUAUGCCCAUUCUUCAUCAACCCGCCUACAUCACUCGCUUUCAUCUUUGUCUGCUGGAAACCCACGAAGAUCACAUUCUCCUCACAGUCAGCACGCAACUUCUCCUCGAUCUACAAGGAAAAAGUUGAAGAAAAGUUCUUUACUGCCAAAGCAAGUGAAAGAAGCUGUUAUCAAGUCUGGGUUGUCCAAAGUGGACUUGUCGCGUGAAUUGUUGGCCAAACAGAUCGCUGAAAUCAUUGAGGAAGAACGGGGUAAGCUGCCACCAGAAGAAGCUAAGCAGCUCAAGAGACCCCUGUCUCCGGCAACCCUAGAUGUAGUCAUACAAGAUUUGAUGCAGCAUCAUAUCUCGGAGGAUACUAGCCCAAAUAGAGAGCUGUUCGCGUCGAAGUUGCUUGGGACAGACCUUUUCUCAAAGUUAUUUUUUCGCGCGGGAAAGUGUGUGUUUCGGCAUUAUGAAGAAAUGGACGACUUGAGUAGAAAGGAAAAAGGAAAAGGCUCAUGUCAGAGGCGGAAAGGAGUUGGCUCACGCAAGAGGGAUACAGAAUUAUUAAGAGGGAUCAGGAAAUCGCGUGAAAUACAAAAAUAUAGAGAUGCAGCAAGAGCGGCGAAGGAGCCAUCGGAGGCUGAGAAAGCUGCAGCUGCCGAAAGAGCGAAGUUAGAAGCAAUGCCAUGGCUUGCACGGUCGACAUUCAAACCAAUCAUUCAGCAGGGCUCUUCUACACGAUUUGUAAUUCCAAAAAAGACAGCUACAACUGGAAGUGGAAACAAGCAAGACUCUCGAGAUACCUCUGCUGUUAGACAUCGUGACUUUUCACGUCAUAGUGAUACUCCAAAGCUUCGCAGCAAUAAAGGAGAUGAGCCAUCUGUUGAAAUUCAAAAAUCUUCCCAAAAUCUUGGCAAGAUGGAGAUUUUCAAAAGAAGCCGUUCACCAUCUGACAAUCUUUGCGAUAGAACUAUAUGCAGAAGCUAUGAAGAGCGUGCGCCAAAGCCAUAUGACUAUAAGUCUCCUGUGAAUAGGUCUGAAGAAGUAGCAGUUUCUCUUUCGUACACUCUGAUCCCAAAAUCUGGUUUACAGAAAGCUAAGGCUAAGUACACAUGGUCAUUGAAAAGGUGGAGAUCCGCAGCAAUAUCAGUAGAAGAACCUUUGGAGUCUUCAUCACAUCAUCACGUCGAGGAACCACAUACUGUGAAGCAGGAUAUUGCUUGUGUUGAAAUUCAUGAUAAUGCACAAUGUAGGGUGAACAGCAUCGCUGAGGCAAAGAUCGAAAAGCAGCCAGCGCUCGCGGAAUCGUCAACUUCUCUUACUAGGGCCGAAUGCGCAUCUGCAGCAGAAGCAGAACUUGCAGCUCUUGCACUCCAAGAAGAGUUAUCUAGAAGCGAGCAAGGUUCCCCCGAUGACCAGUUCGAUGCCCUGCGUUAUCUAGCUGCUAUGCCAGAGUCAGAAUUCCAUGUUGCUAAUGAAGACAAUGAAGUGCUGCACUCGACAAGUGUUCCUCAGCGGGAAUGUCUCUCAUCCAAGGUGGAAACUUCCGUGUGUCCGCCAGUUGCACCAAAACUAUUCUCGCCAGAAAGACCACGCUAUGAAAAUCACUUCGAGCAAGUAGACUGGAUGAGAAUCGAGCAAGUUUCGCAACCAUUUUUUGUCAAUGAAUUUGAGACAGACCCUUGGCGUCUUCCUCUUUCCACUGCAGAUUCGUUAACGCCGAAACAUGUUCUAGAAAGUCCACAAACUACAGUAGCUCUUUCUUCGGCAUCUCUUUACUCAAGUUUACAAGAAGAAUUGGAUAUAAUUGUAAGAGACACACUUGCGGAUACUACGUACGAAAUUCAAGCAAACCCUAUUCAAAAACCUAUGCAGCCUUUAUUGGAGAGAUUUGAGUGGCCUAAGGCUGAUGUACCUAUUCGAAGUUAUGCCCUUGACGUUAUUCUUCCAAAACUUUCGUGCGAUAAGUCUAGAAUUCCAAUUAUAGACAUGUGUUGUUGUAAACGGUGUCUGACUAGAUGCGUAUACUUCUGUGAUGACGAUGAGUGGAAGUAUCUGUACGACUGUGCAGUUUCUCGGCGUAAGGAGAAAGAGAGCACUAAAUUGGUUCAAGAUAGUCUGGUUGAGGAGUUCUGUUCAAUCACUCCGAUCUUUUUGAGGAGACCAGAUCGAAGCCAUGCGGAAACCCAACUGCAUGUUUGCCAAAGUGUAUCGGCCAAACUGAAACAGAAGAUUCGCUUUGUAGAGGAAGCUAACUCAGUGACACAGAACCUUCUUAAGGGAUCAGCACAUGGUCGUGCGGUGUAUUCUUGAUUCGCUCGUAAUCUCGUUGUUAACAAGGAGUCAUGUUGUAUUGUGGACAUUCCUGGCGAGGAAGAUGCCUCAACGCAUAUCUUUAACGUUAAGGUACGACAUUUUCGGAGACAACAGGCAUUCAGAGUCUCGCAUACAACGAACUACUCGGACUUUGGGGUCUACAGCUUGUCACAUUUUGAGAGUAAGAGUUCAUUAUCUUGCAAGAGGGAGCUCGAUGAAUUAGAUAGAGGUUGCAUGACUGUCAUUGACAUCCCGCGCGGUGAAGCAGAACAUAUUCGCAUUUCAACCCUCAGAACCUCACGUAAAAGAAAGCAUGCAGAAGAAGCUGCAGUGUUUGUCAAGAAGCUAGCGUUAGAAGAUAGGGUUGAUUUGUUUCUUACGGAGAAAAGCUUCUUCAGUGAUGAGAGUCGUACGGAGGUACUAUACAUCAAAGAUCCAAGAUUGCCGGAGCAAUGUUGCAACACAUUUAUGGAAGUGUCCCGAAAAUGGAGAAGUUUUGCGCAUUUUCAUAUGCCUAGUCUUCCUUUUUCUUCUUUCUUGACCACUCAGUUUGCUACAUUGUUACAACGAGUGUUUGCUGGAGCCCUUGAUUGCGGGACUAUCACCGAAAAAGAUCUUCAUCGGUUACUUGAAAAUAGUGAUGGACGAUACGACAUUGAUGUACUCACAAAUCCCCAUAAAGUGCUGACAACUGAAUCUGUCUUACCUGGUCCUCUGUGGGAUAGGCUGAUGAAAUUGCGAGUGCAACGGAAUUCUACUGAAAUUUUGAAUCGCAAACUGCUGUCUCCUUUGUACUUAUUUCUUGGUAUGCCACUUUUACCGCGUAUUGGAAGGCCUUGGAGAAAAUGGCUCAAGCCGUUGGAACCAACCUCAGAUUCCAAAAUUGGAUGGCAACUUGCAUUGUGUAUGAGAAUUCCAGAUAUUGUAGGAGUUGAUGACAUGGACUGCAAGUUACAGGCAAUCAAAAUGUGGUGGACUGUGAUGAUGUUAAGAGGCACAGUCCCCUGGUCCGUUUAUCCAUGCUUCUCUCGAAGACAGCUGUUUGUUUUGGUCCGUUUGCUGGAAUUUCUACAAAACGUAGAUAGGCCGCCAUUUUCUCUUUAUCCACCUAAAGCCUUCUUCAAGGCAGUUAAGAAGAUCUUGCGUCAUCCCCGCACUCAACUUAUUCCCAAGGAUGUCUACCAUCCUGACGUGACUAUCAUGGCUACAUUGCUUAAAAUGAAGCCGAACAGGGUGUUUCAGGUGGAUCGAUCACUUCCCGAACUACUUUCGCACUGGUUAGACGAUAUGAAUAAUAUUGAUGCAUACUUAGCAGCUGAUGUGGACAUUGUUCCUAUUCCUCAGUCUAAGUUUCUGACAAUGACUGAAUGGGCAUGGGUUAAUUACAGUCAGGGUUGCGUUCCCGAUGGGAUUGAGUACGAUCGUUGCGAAAAGGUCAAGCCAGUUACGCCAAAAUCCUGCAAAAAGAAGCACAAGAAGCUUACUAAGUUGGAAAUGGAAACCAAACGAAAGUAUAGUCCUUCUAGUGCAACCAACGUUGAUCUUAUGUCUUUCCAACGCUCGGAAGCGACAAAGAUACCGGAACAUAGAGUUUCAAAAGUGAGGCACACAUUAGCAAGACGAGGCAUGGAAACUGAAAAGAUGGUGCAUGAAACUGUGUUACGAGCUAGCGCAAUCGUGGCCGCGCAGAAGUCCGACUUACCACCGCUCCGCAAAUCCUCGAAACGUCAACGGAUGCCGGAUUCUUCGCAGUUGCGUGUUGCAGAAGAAGGAGUAGAUUUUGCUAAAAUUGGGAGAGUGAAGAAAAGUCGACCUCCGUCAAUUUUUGAUAUAGCCAACUUUGAAUACGUUCUCGAAAUGUCGCUUCGCCGUCCGAGAGCAUUUGUAGAUCUAUACAAGGCAAUGAAGUACCAGUACAGAAUUAUUGUAAAGCGUCGCUGGGUUGAAGCGAAUAGAAAAUUGUAUGAUAGGGCUCAGUUUGAUAAGUUUGUAAUGGAAUGCAAUCGUUCCGAAGUAGAGCUGUUGGAGAAAACAAAACUCUUAAAGGCUGAAAAAGAUAUGGAAAGUAUUCUAGGCGUCAGCAGAGGGGAAGCUAUCAAAAUGGAAAAAUUUACUGCCUCAGAAAACGAGUUGAGCGAUAUUGCGAUGUCGUCUCCAAAUACAGCAGCAUCCGAGGAAGACACAUCAGAAACAUUUACAGUUAGUUCGAUGACUGUCGAUCUAGAAGAGUAUUCGCAAGGUGGUGAAGAUUCAAAGGCUGUUGGAGAUGUGUCGGACAUUCAAAACUUGAAAUGUGUGCGGAUUUCUGACAAACUCAUUCCUCCACUCUUCCAUGUGCAAAGUCGGCUCCCAAUCACUUCUGCAUUCAUAGCAGCUCUAUUUAACAUGACCCUGGAUUUUAAAGGAUUUGUUCCAUUUCGACCAAGGUUCCAGCGCCCUCGGAGGAUUGACCAAGAAAUAGAUUUGUUGCCUCCUGGUGACUUUUCUCCUUACAGUACUGACGAAGAGUGGGAGGAGUAUUAUGAGAAAAAGGACCGCUUUGAAAACCACCAUAGUUCGUCUUGCGGGCGUGCCAAUGACGAGAGUGAAGAUGAAAGUGCAUCUAGAGCAGUCAAACAUGAGCACUGUGACUGUGCUUUUGCUCUUGAGCGAGUUAAGGAAUGGGUUAAUAAAAUGGAAUGCAGUACUACGUGGAAGAGUUACUCUGACGAUGAGCUGACACAAUCCAUCGCUCGGAAAAGAAGUUGUAAUAUUCAGCUUUGUUUCCUGAGACGCUCCUCUUCAGCGCAAUCUUGUGUGUCUCUGGAAAGAUUGCCAAUACUCAAAUGUUCUUCGAGCGACUAUAUAGAAGGAAGACAUCAUUCUCGGGGACGUUCGCACUCCCUCUCUGUGGAGCCAUGCAAGUUCGUUUUUCAAAGAUCAGCAUCAGUACCACCUUGGUGGAAGCCAAUGUGUCAUACGCUCAGUCCGCAAUUUGCUCCGAGUUUGAGUCUUAGCGAAUCACGCCGCGAUCGACACAUGUAUCCGAGAAGAUUGUCAGCUUGUCGUUGCCGUGUUUAUGGUAUCGGUGAAACAUUCGCUGUGAGGACACUUUCAAAUAGAAGAACGCAAGAUACAAGCAUUCGUGUGCCCACUUACAGAGAGGAGGAGUUGCCUUCUCCUUGGAUAAAAAGGGAUCACUUCGAUCAUGAUUUAUUGAAAGCAGUUCGUUUUUGGUUAGAGGAAAGGGUGCAGCGCCAUAUCCCUGUUGUGUGGUGUGCUAGAGCUGAAAGAGAUUCACCCAUGGUGAUAGAAGAGAUUGUCGAUGAGGAAGAAACCGUGGAAACUCAUUCCACCAGAAUUACUGAACAACGCGAGUGUCCAUUGGAGUAUCCAAUUGCCGUUUAUAAUCCACCUCCCAACUGGAACACUUUCAUGGAUUGGAAACGGAAGGAAAAGAAUGUUGAAAAAUUGAGUGAAGGCUUGGACCAUUCAACUGAAUUAUCAGCAUUUCAACGCGUCCUUCAAAGACCGCAACCAAUCAAUCUCAACAAACUUGAUGCGCUUCUGGAGUCGGAAGACGAAUCAGGAGAGAAAGUACCGGAAUGGCCCCUUCUGAGGCGGCUGCGUGAAAUGGAGCGCGAGUUGCUUGCUGCUGGGAAUCCUAUCGCAAUCGAACGACAGAAAAUUCGCGAGUACAAUCGUAAGCUGCGUACGGAAGCACAGGGACGAGCAGCUGAAGGACGGCUUUGUCAAUUGCAACAGCUAUACUUGGAGUAUUUUGCAGCGCAACAGCUGUUCUUGGCACAGGUACUUUCUGCCUCAAGGGCUCCAUUUACAAUUGAAGGCAUCAUGUUGGGCACAAUGGAGCAGCAACAACAGCUCGAUCAGCGCUGGUAUUCUCUUCUACGUGAGGAGCAACAGUUUACUCGGCACCGUACCAGAGAUGCCGUGCUGGCGAAUAUGCUUGUUGUGCGACAGCAGUCGUCUCAUGAUCAUAACAACUUCAGUGUUAUUGGUAAUACAUUGUCGAAUUCGAACGGAUUUCAGGAUAGCGGGUUGAGCACUGCUGACGACAUUAGGAGUGAUAGGAUCAACACAUCCAAAGUACUUGAACAUCUUGGUACUCCAGUGUCCUCUCGAGCCGAAGAGGAAGUGAUUGAGGUCGCCAUUGUUAAACCUGUAGAGGAAGUGGUACCAAGAAAUGGAAGAGUUGAUGAAAAGGUGGCCGAUUGUUCUGUCGAACAAAGGGGCACUGUAGACCCGAAUUUGGAUUUGGAGCAUGAGUCGGCGGGUUCGGGUGCUAGCGAAAAAACUACCUCGUCAAGUUCUUCCCAUGCUCUUACUUCGCCACCUUCGGAGAAUCAAGUUGAAGUCUCACCCAAACUUAUUUCAUCAAACUCACCUGAACUUUGA